Messenger RNA from Haliotis rubra (blacklip abalone), 741 nucleotides. RefSeq lists its product as uncharacterized. The record is from RefSeq and is a predicted model, not a curated record. Bases 1 to 741 code for a protein of 246 amino acids. The transcript has a single exon. Gene Ontology annotation, molecular function: nucleic acid binding. Lineage: Eukaryota; Metazoa; Mollusca; Gastropoda; Lepetellida; Haliotidae.
AUGGAAGGUGGUGUACUGAGAUUGGGCGGCCGCCUUAGCAGAGCGGAUAUUCAGGCUGACAUGAUGCACCAAAUCUGGCUUCCCCGUAAAAACCAUGUGACAAAGCUCAUCAUUCAGGACAUACAUGUCAGACUAGGACAUGGAGGUAGGAAUCAUGUCUUGUCCAUUCUCCGAGAAAAAUACUGGGUGAUUAAAGCCAACUCUACGGUCCGCAAUAUCCUUUCACACUGUGUCACCUGUCGACGAAUGAGGACUCCAGUUUGCAAUCAGAAAAUGGCAGACCUACCAGCCAGCAGAGUAAAUCCGUCGCCUCCGUUCACCCACACAGGUAUAGAUUUCUUUGGGCCACACAUGAUUAAAGAAGGGAGGAAAUAUGUCAAAAGGUAUGGAGCACUGUUUACCUGUAUGGCCAGUAGAGCUAUCCACAUUGAAACUGCAUGUUUACUUGACACUGAUUCCUUUAUUCAAGCCCUACGACGCUUCACUGCCAGAAGGGGACCAGUCAAACAGAUACUCUGUGACAAUGGUACAAAUUUUGUUGGAGCAGAGAAGGAACUGCGUGAAGCUGUGAUGGAGAUGGAUCAGGAUAGAGUGAAAGAGUAUCUCUUGAAGCAGCAUAUUGAGUGGAGAUUUAACCCCCUGCCGCCAGUCAUAUGGGGAGGGAGCUGGGAAAGAAUGAUUGGCUCAGUUCGCAAGGGUACUUGCUCCUUUGUUGAAAGAGUUUGGCGAGAGGCUAGAUGA